Molecule: messenger RNA, 7424 nt
Organism: Bubalus bubalis (water buffalo)
Lineage: Eukaryota; Metazoa; Chordata; Mammalia; Artiodactyla; Bovidae
Gene: ERCC6
Product: ERCC excision repair 6, chromatin remodeling factor
Exons: 21
Coding region: 174-4619 (1481 amino acids)
Biological process (GO): transcription-coupled nucleotide-excision repair
Cellular component (GO): nucleus
Molecular function (GO): ATP-dependent chromatin remodeler activity; ATP binding
Source: RefSeq, a predicted model, not a curated record
GCCCCACGCACGGCUGCGGGUCAUUGUUGGGGGCGGUGCUUGCGGCGGCAGGAGACGUAGAAGACGCACGCGCCGCGCCCGGUCCUAGUCCAAGUUCUACGGCGGCUGACUGCGGCUGCUGCGUGUACGUUUCCGUACGGGUGGCCGCGCGGCCCUGGGAUAGUCUGAAGAGGAUGCCAAAUGAAAGAAUCCCCUACUCAAGUCAAACUCAGGAGCCAGACUGUUCACGGAGCCAGGAUGUCAGUGGCAGUGAAGAGGGGACAAUUAAGCAGGAGGAGGAUGGCGACAUGGAUCUGGGGCAGAGCCUCCCCUCUUGUUCCUCUGCUAAUGGACCCUCCACUUCCACCGAAGGGUGUCUCUUGGAACUUCCCAGGAGAGGGCCAGCCCUGCUGCACAUCGACAGACAUCAGAUCCAGGCGGUGGAGCCCAGUGCACAGGCCCUGGAGCUGCAGGGGUUGGGUGUAGAUGUCUACGACCAGGAUGUGUUGGAGCAAGGGGUGCUUCAGCAGGUGGACAGCGCCAUCCAUGAGGCCAACUGUGUGGCCCAGCUCGCCGAGGCGGAGAAGGAGUAUCGGUCAGUCCUGGACGACCUCACGUCAUGUACGACAUCCUUAAGACAGAUUGAUAAAAUUAUUGAACAACUUGGCCCUCAAGCUGCCACCAACAAAGAUAUCAACAGGAAACUAGAUUCUGUAAAACGACAGAAGUAUAACAAGGAACAACAGCUGAAGAAGAUCACGGCAAAACAGAAGCGACUCCAGGCCAUCCUUGGAGGAGCAGAGGUGAAAGUGGAACUAGGUCACGGCAGUCUGGAGGAGGAGGAUGCAGAAGCAGCGCCGUCCUGCCUUGGCAGCAUGCUCAUGCCCGCUCAGGAGACCGCUUGGGAAGAGCUCGUCCGCACUGGUCAGAUGACACCUUUUGGUACCAAGAUCCCUCAGAAGCAGGAGAAAAAGCCCAGAAAACUAAUGCUCAAUGAAGCAUCAGGCUUUGAAAAGUAUUUGGCAGAUCAAGCGAAACUGUCCUUUGAAAGAAAGAAGCAAGCUUGUAAUAAAAGAACAGCUAAAAAAGCUUCGGCCUCGGCCACUUCUGAACUGAGCUCAGCACUCAAUGAAAACAAACCAGGCGAGAGAGGCAAAGUUGUAUCGAAAACAGAUAAACGCCUGAAAAAACAAAUCAAGAAACUCCAGAAGAGGGCUCUUCAGCUCCAGGGGCAGGUCGGAUUGCUAAAGGGAAAGAAACCCUGGGAUUGUGAUGUGAGACCAAAGGCACAGGGGGACUCUGAGGGUGAAGAGUCUGAGUACUUGCCCACGGAGGACGAGCUGGAAGAGACGGUGGGUGCUGACCUGCCCGGGGAAGGUGCUGACUGCGAGCAGAGGCUGGCGCUCAAUUGCCGGAAACGGCAGAAGAAAGUCACUGUGCAGGAGGUCGAUGAUGACUUUUUUCCAAGUUCUGGGGAAGAAGCUGAAGCCACGGGAGGAGGCCGGAAAGUAGUGAGAUGCCGAGACGAUGGAGAUGAAGAUUAUUAUAAGCAGCGAUUAAGGAGAUGGAAUAAACGGAGACUGAAGGACAAAGAGAAGAGUUUGAGACUUGAAGAUGAUUCUGAGGAAAGCGAUGCUGAAUUUGACGAAGGUUUUAAAAUGCCGGGUUUUCUGUUCAAAAAGCUUUUUAAGUACCAGCAGACAGGUGUUAGGUGGCUGUGGGAAUUGCACUGCCAGCAGGCAGGAGGAAUUCUGGGAGACGAAAUGGGAUUGGGCAAGACCAUCCAGAUAAUUGCCUUCUUGGCAGGUCUGAGCUACAGCAAGAUCAGGACUCGUGGUUCAAAUUACAGGUUCGAGGGGUUGGGUCCGACCAUAAUUGUCUGUCCGACGACGGUGAUGCAUCAGUGGGUGAAGGAAUUUCACACGUGGUGGCCUCCAUUCAGAGUGGCAGUUCUGCACGAAACCGGGUCCUUUACCCACAAAAAGGAGAAACUAGUUCGAGACAUUGCUCAUUGUCACGGGAUUUUGAUCACUUCUUACUCCUACAUUCGACUGAUGCAAGAUGACAUUAGCAGGCAUGACUGGCACUAUGUGAUCUUGGACGAGGGACACAAAAUUCGAAAUCCAAAUGCUGCCAUCACCCUUGCUUGCAAACAGUUCCGCACGCCUCAUCGCAUCAUCCUGUCUGGCUCACCGAUGCAGAAUAACCUCCGAGAGCUGUGGUCUCUCUUUGACUUCAUCUUCCCGGGAAAGCUGGGUACAUUGCCUGUAUUUAUGGAGCAGUUCUCAGUCCCCAUCACCAUGGGGGGGUAUUCAAACGCUUCCCCGGUACAGGUUAAAACUGCUUAUAAGUGUGCGUGUGUCUUACGAGAUACCAUAAAUCCAUACCUACUGCGGAGAAUGAAGUCGGAUGUCAAAAUGAGCCUUUCUUUGCCAGAUAAAAACGAACAGGUCUUAUUUUGCCGUCUUACAGAUGAACAACAUAAAGUCUACCAAAAUUUCAUUGAUUCCAAAGAAGUUUACAGGAUUCUCAAUGGAGAGAUGCAGAUUUUCUCUGGACUUGUAGCCCUAAGAAAAAUCUGCAACCAUCCUGAUCUCUUUUCCGGAGGCCCCAAGAAUCUUAAAGGCAUUCCAGAUGAGGAACUAGAAGAAGAUCAGUUUGGAUACUGGAAACGUUCUGGGAAAAUGAUAGUCGUUGAGUCCUUGCUGAAAAUAUGGCACAAGCAGGGCCAACGAGUGUUGCUGUUUUCUCAGUCCAGACAGAUGCUGGACAUCCUUGAAGUAUUCCUCAGAGCCCAAAAGUAUUCUUAUCUCAAGAUGGAUGGCACCACGGCGAUAGCUUCCAGACAACCACUGAUUACAAGAUACAAUGAGGACACAUCCAUAUUUGUGUUUCUUCUGACCACUCGGGUGGGUGGCCUAGGAGUCAACCUGACGGGGGCAAACCGCGUCAUCAUCUAUGACCCCGACUGGAACCCAAGCACAGACACGCAGGCCCGGGAGCGAGCGUGGAGGAUUGGCCAGAAGAAGCAGGUGACGGUGUACAGGCUUCUGACCGCAGGCACCAUUGAAGAAAAGAUCUACCACCGACAAAUCUUCAAGCAGUUUUUGACAAAUAGAGUGCUAAAAGAUCCAAAGCAAAGACGAUUUUUCAAGUCCAAUGAUCUUUAUGAGCUGUUUACUCUGAGUAGUCCUGAUACAUCCCAGAGCACUGAAACAAGUGCUAUUUUUGCAGGAACUGGUUCAGAUGUGCAGACACCCAAACGCCAUUUAAAAAGAAGACUUCAACAGGCCUGUGGAACAGACCAGAAUGUCCCAGUGGACAAACAGUUCCCUGAUUGUAAGACGUCCGCAAAUGCUGCCAUGUCAUCUGAAGAGGUAUCUGCAGCAUUGGUCAAUGACGUGAAUGCAGUAACUUCUGACCAAGGCAUUCCUCUGAAUGAUGCCAUUCAGACACCUCAUAGUCUAACCAGCAGUGAGAGGCUUGGAGAAGAGGCAGACACAGUCUCCAGACCACGGGAGUCCUCAGUGAUUCAUGAAAAUGGGGACAGUUCAGAUUCCCCAAGAAUCAGCAGAAUGUGCGGGAUGUCUGGUGAGGAAAGCAUCAAUGAAAAGGAGAGUCUUUCUGAUAAAAGAGAAAGCUGCCAGGUUCAGAGAGAAGCUCUUUGGGAGAAUGAGCAAAUGGAAAAUAAUUUUUAUAAGCACAAGUCGAAAAUGAAACAUCACGUGGCAGAAGAGCCCAUGGAGAAACACCUGAGGCCGAAUCAGAAGCCGAAGAGCUCUAAGCACCGCAGAGACGCCAAGUUUGAGGGAACUCGAAUUCCACACCUGGUGAAGAAGAGGCAGUACCGGAGGCGAGACCCUGAAACUGAGAGCGAGGCCAAGGAGCGCAGCCACGACGACUACGUCCUGGAGAAGCUUUUCAGAAAGUCAGUGGGUGUGCACAGCGUCAUGAAGCACGACGCCAUCAUGGACGGAGCCAGUCCAGACCACGUCCUGGUGGAGGCGGAGGCCAACCGCGUGGCUCAGGACGCCCUCAGAGCUCUGAGACUGUCUCGGCAGCAGUGUCUGGGAGCAGCGUCUGGUGUCCCCACGUGGACUGGCCACAGAGGGCUUGCUGGUGCACCAGCAGGAAAAAAGAGCAGAUUCGGUCAGAAGAGGAACUCCAGUUUCUCUGUUCAGCGUCCCUCUUCAACAUCUCCAAAGGAGAAAUGCCAGGACAGCACUGUGAAGAAGGAGGGAAAAGAUCAUGUUUCGGAGCAUUUUAGUGGAAAAGCUGAAGACACAGAGUCUUCAUCCGGGGCUCUCACUUCGUCCUCACUGUUGGCGAAAAUGAGAGCUAGAAACCACCUGAUUUUGCCAGAGCGCUUAGAAAGUGAAAGUGGGCGCCUCCCAGAAGCCACUGCUCCGCUGCCCUGCAGCACAGAACACGAUGACCUGCUGGUGGAAAUGAGAAACUUCAUUGCCUUUCAGGCCCAAGCCGAUGGCCAGGCCAGCACCCGGGAGAUUCUGCAGGAGUUUGAGUCCAAGUUAUCAGCAUCACAGUCUUGUGUCUUUAGAGAACUCUUGAGAAGUCUGUGCACUUUUCAUAGAACUUCUGCUGGCGAAGGCAUUUGGAAACUCAAGCCAGAAUACUGCUGAGCAGCAUUACUUUCUGGACUUCUAAUUGACUUUUUCCGGUGAAAACGUUAAUUAUUUAAUCAUCAUGUUUGUCAGUGGAAGCUGGCUGUAUUUGACGUUUACUUUGAAUGAUAGCUACCUCAUAAACAAAACUUUAGAGAAGAAAUUCUUCUCUAAAACUUGUUUUAAAAAUACCUGGGUUGACUUUUUUUUUCCUCCCAAAAUAAAUUAUGUUAUAAAAUCAGGGACCUAACCAUUAAUCCUUGGAACACAUUUGUUCCUUUACCCAGAAGAUGCUAUCAGGGAACACAUUACUUACUACUCAUUGGAAGUUUAUAGACCAGAACUUGCAAGCAUUCUUGUUAUUGGUGCUAAAAACAUGUCUUACAUUCAGUUAGACCUGUUCAGAUAAUCAGUUCAUCAGUAGCUAUUAACAGUAUCAUUUGGGUACCUCGAUACCGAUGCUUAAACCGAUCAUUGGCCACUCAAAAAAGAGAUCAAAUUUGUUACCUUUUGAAUCCUAUCGAUUGCCUUUAAACAAUCUUCCAUUAAGGUACUGUUAAAUUGGCAAGUUUUUUAUUGGUAAAACAUGGAAUAGUUUGAUAAUAAAUGAUGAGGUGUGUAUUUGCAGAAGGUUAUAGUUUUCUCAGUUUAAAGUUGCUUUAUUUUAAGCAAAGGACACCUUUUUCCUCCUACACUGACUCUUGGUUUUAGGAAAAUGAAAUGUGUUAUCUUUAAAAAAAAACAAACAGAAAGCCCAAGGUUAACCAAAAGUUAGUACAGAUAAAACCACCAAGACGUGCCCAUGUGCAGGAAUGUGACUCCGGACACACGCAGAGAGACCCCCGUCACCACAUGGCGACCGCCACUCCAGCCCUUUCUCCGCUGACGUGCUGGGAGGGAACCUUGAACACUGUUUCCGUGACUCGUGGUCUUCCUUUCUGAGGAUGCUGGUAGCGUUCUAUCAGGCUUCGCUGUUCUCCUUCUUCUGUCUAGGCCUUUUCGUCUCUGUGACUCAUGGUCUUCCUUUCCGAGGAUGCUGGUAGCGUUCUAUCAGGCUUUGCUGUUGUCCUUCUGUCUAGGCCUUUUCGUCUCUGUUCUCCUUCUUCUGUCUAGGCCUUUUCGUCUCUCUUUCCCCUUUGCAUUCACCAUGACUCUACUGUUGUAGAGGUCUGCUUUUCAUCUGCAGCUGUUUCUGGCUGUUGCUUACGUGUUUGGAGUUCUGUUACGCUGUCGUUUCGAUCCUUGGUUUGUUUUCUUACCCUUGUUUUUCUUUCCUUCUCACUGUUCCUUUUAUCAUCUCAGCUCUGAAGUCUUGUUUUCUAAACUGACCAGAUUUCCUGUGUCCUCUAGAGCUGUUGUGGUCCAGUUUGUUUGUUCCUUAGAGUCGUUUUCUCCGGCUUGCUGUUUGCACACUUUCUGAUUUCUCUGCAUUGCGUCUGCCUUCCCCCCGUCUAGCUCAUACUGAAGGUGAGCAGCGGGGCCCGGCUCUCUCUUGUGCUCUUCUCUGCCACUCAGGGAGGAGGGCUGUGGGUUUCAGAGUCAGGUGAGGCUCUACUGGGCAGCGUGAAGCUUUUGACUGAAGACUUGGGUUUUAGUUCUGUUCUCUGAGAUUUUGUUAACUUUGCUCCAUGGACUCCCUCCCUUUAGACAGGAAAUGCCAUAGUCAGAGUCCUAAUUCCCAGCAGGAUUUUCUGCUGCUUUUUCUGGAUUCUGGCUUGUUCAUUUCAUUCAAUUUUUAGAGUGGUUUAUUAUUAGAGGAAGAGGAUCCUAUCAUCUUCAUUCUGCCAUCAUUGUCUGAAAAUAAUAGACUUUUAAACGGGUCGGUACAUCCUAGACUUGACUUCUUGGCUCAGAAGGGAGUCAAAACUCAUGAAUUUUGUUUCUGGAAAGUUCUUUUUUUGUUGUUGUUGUUAUCUUUAACCUAUAAGAAAAUUGCAUCCCUCUUGUUCUUAGAUUAAAGUACUGAUGCUGUUCACUAGUAUGAAGUGCUUGGGCAUCAUGCCUCUGUUGACUGAAAUCUAAAGCCUACUGAGCAAGGGAACUUGUAGCCUUCUCUUCAAGUAGAACAUGCUGGCAAAAGUUAUGAUGCAGUCACAGGGCGAUGGUCUUCACUCGCAGCCUGUCUCAGCCCUACCAGCAGCGGAGACCCUGGCUGGUCACUGCCUUGCCUGUGUCUCAGUGUGGACACUGGUAAGCUUUGUCAUCAUGCCUCUGGGUGGAGAUACGUAGGUGAAAAUGCUCCAAGUAUCAUAAUUUUAACAACUAUGGUUGUAUUGGUAUUAAGCUACAAUAAAGGAUUGUAAAAUCUUUGUGAAAUGUGGAAAAUUCCUUAGUUAAAACAUGAGCACUGUUUAAAACAUUUCAGGCAAUACUCUGCCUCCGCUCCUCUUGCUCCUGCUCCGGAGAUAAGUACUGUAUUUGGUGUGUAUUCUCGCAAGCUGUUUUCCAUGCCUUUGCAGAUACAUGUGGCAGCAGCUGCUGCUACAAUGUCCGUUUUCCUUCUCCUUUCCUACUAAGACGCCUGCUUUUAACCUGGACACCAAGGCUGCUCACUUAACACUCUGCUGAAUGGGUAAAUGUGGCCACGUGACAGGCAGUGGGAUGUGAAGAGAAUGUCCAGACUGCGCCCUGAAAUAAGGAAUUGGGUAUCCACUUCACUCAACAUUCCCCUCUCGUGCUGGCCAACAUGCCUGUGGGAGCUUAAGCAGUGACACAAGAGGGUCAGCGUUGUGUGCUGAGGAUGGGGAGUCGGGCCUGCCAGUCUCAAACUGCUUCCUUUUCACCUGUUACUUAAGAGCAAAAUAAACUCCUGACUUGUUUAAA